Molecule: messenger RNA, 1064 nt
Organism: Chiroxiphia lanceolata (lance-tailed manakin)
Lineage: Eukaryota; Metazoa; Chordata; Aves; Passeriformes; Pipridae
Gene: RERG
Product: RAS like estrogen regulated growth inhibitor
Exons: 5
Coding region: 243-842 (199 amino acids)
Molecular function (GO): GTP binding; GTPase activity
Source: RefSeq, a predicted model, not a curated record
UUGAAAUGGAUUUUGCUGUAGAGCAGGUAAUGCUGACAUAGUGAGCUUCCUACGUCACUGUUAGAAUUUAUGGCUAAAGUGGGUACUUCAGCACAACAGCAAACCUUCAUAACACGUUGCAUUCACAGGCUCUGCAUUGACGUCACAAUGACACAGUGAAGCCAAACACAGGAGCUGGGAACAGUUCUUCUGCUUCACUUUUGAUAAUUGAGUGAGUUUGCCACCACCCCAUUCCUUCCAGCAUGGCUAAGAGUGCAGAAGUGAAGUUGGCGAUCUUUGGUCGGGCUGGUGUGGGCAAGUCAGCUCUUGUCGUGCGCUUCCUGACCAAACGGUUCAUCUGGGAGUACGACCCAACGCUAGAGUCUACAUAUCGUCACCAAGCUACCAUUGAUGAUGAAGUGGUUUCCAUGGAGAUACUAGAUACAGCUGGUCAGGAGGAUCCUAUCCAGAAAGAAGGACACGUGCGAUGGGGUGAAGGCUUUGUGCUGGUUUACGACAUCACAGACAGAGGCAGCUUUGAGGAAAUGCUGCCCCUAAAGAACUUGUUGGAUGAAGUUAAAAAGCCCAAAAACGUCACCCUGAUCCUGGUGGGGAACAAAGCAGACUUGGAUCACUCCAGGCAAGUCAGCACAGAGGAAGGUGAAAAGCUGGCCACGGAACUAGCAUGUGCUUUUUAUGAGUGUUCUGCCUGCACAGGAGAGGGCAACAUUAUGGAGGCCUUCUAUGAGCUCUGUCGUGAGGUUCGGCGACGAAAGAUGGUCCAGGGCAAGACUCGGAGACGAAGCUCCACCACCCAUGUCAAGCAGGCAAUUAAUAAGAUGCUUACCAAAAUCAGCAGCUAAAAAGAGCUGUACUAAACCAGAUAACAUUUUAGAGCAUAUUAGCUUGGAGCAGGGAUGAGGCAGGCAGAGCACAUUUAAUUAAAAACGGUCAAAGCUUUGCAAUGGACAAAAAAAAAUAAAAAUAUGAACAUCACCAUAUUUUUGAAUAACACAGAGUCAUACUAUUUUCCUGUUUUGAAACGUAUAUAGCCACACUGCUUCUGGCUAAUGUGGAAAAAAACC